CUGUUCAACUGUGCUGUUUCUGUGCAUUCUGACAGACACACUGGAUGUAGGAACUACAAAAUAACUUGGUUUGGUCACACAAAAUCUGCAGGCGAGCCGAGGGGCAAGAUUCAACGUGUUUGGAAGUGUAAAAAAAAAAAGAAGAAGAAUCAGAUCAGCAGAGGAAGGAGGAAGUACAGAGAAGCAGAGAGGCUGACUGGAAAGAAUGUACUCUUGAAUACACUGUGUUUUGUGUUUGCUUGGUGUGUGUGUGUGUGUGUGUGUGUGUGUGUGUGCAUGUGAGAGAAUGUGUCCGAGUCUGAUUGAGUGUGUGUAACCUGUUUUGUCCAAUUUUGAAGAAAUGUCUCUGAGACUACCUCGCAACUGGGACUUCAGCACCUUCAGAGCUGAAACUGCCAAGAUUGCUCGCUCCAAGAGUGUUAUUCCAGGGGAAGGAAGCCCUGGGUGCACUCACCCGGGGUUUAAGAAAUCUAUGGAGAAGCCUCUGAAAACAGGCUGGCUGAAGAAGCAAAGAUCCAUCGUGAAGAACUGGCAGCUGCGCUUCUUUGUGCUGAGAGGAAACAGCCUCACUUACCAUAAGGAUGACAAAGAGAGCACUGUCCAGGGAACUAUACCUUUAUUCUCAUGCCAAGUUAAUGAGCUGCCAUCAAAUGCAGACGAUAAAUUCCUGUUUGAGAUUAUCCCAGGUAGCAGUACGGAUCGGGAACGUGAUGCUUAUGUUCUCAUGGCAACCAGUCAGAGUGAGAUGGAGGAGUGGGUGCGCUGCAUCCGCAAGGCCAUAGGGUCACGCUCCAAUGGAGUAUUCGGAAAAAGUCUUUCAGACAUCAUGGUGUAUGAGAGGAAAUUUGGGGCUCGUCUGGUGCCCAUCCUGGUAGAAAAGUGUGCUGAAUUCAUCAGAGAGCAUGGUCUGGUUGAGGAGGGCAUCUUUCGCCUGCCAGGACAGGACAACCAGGUCAAGCAGUUCAGAGAAGCUUUUGACGCUGGAGAAAGACCCUCAUUCCCCAGUGACACUGAUGUCCACACGGUGGCAUCCUUACUCAAGCUGUACCUGAGAGAGCUUCCUGAACCCGUUGUGCCCUGGACUCAAUAUCAGGACUUUCUUGACAGCACUCUGAUGCUGGACGCCACCACUGCAGCUGGCAAAGAGAAGCUGGAGAAACAAAUCAGCUUACUGCCAAAAGUGAACUACAACCUCCUGAGUUACAUCUGCAGAUUCCUUUUUGAGGUCCAGCAAAACUCAAAGGUGAAUAAGAUGAGUGUUGAGAAUUUGGCCACAGUGAUGGGAGUGAACUUGUUCAAACCACAAGUUGAGGAUGCUAUUAGUAUGAUGAAAGGAACUCCCAUGAUACAGAAAGUGAUGACAGUUAUGAUCAGACACCAUGAGCUGCUUUUCCCACCUUCCAAAGACAUGAAGCCUUCUCCACUUCCCAGCAGAAAGAACAAGAGCAAGAAGACCAGCAACAGUUUUGUGGGAUGGGAGUCUGCAGAGUGUGAGGUGUCCUCCCUGUCUGAAUCACCUGAGGAAGAAGAAGUGGACACCCCUGAAGAGCAGAGGAAAGAACUAUGGUCAUCUGAGUCAGAAAGCGCAACUCUUUCUCCCACUGAGCUUUCAGCCACAACGGACACAUGGACAGAGAGCCCCAGAAAGCGGACACAAACUCUACCCAGUUUAGGUUGUCCACCGGUAGCUAGAAUAGCCCGUGAGCCUGCUUGGGAUCGCUGGAGCAGGUUCCCAGAGAGCUUUAAUGAGAAUGAUGAAAAAACAUUAUCUGAGGACAUCUUUAAGCUCCUCGACCUGCAGAAAGUCACACUGUUUUCUGGAGUGCAGAAAAGUGAAAAUGAAAAAGAGGAAAAAGGACAGAAGGACAAAGACAACGUAGACUCGAGUAAGACAGGUAGUGAUGUUGUAGUCAAACAGAUAGAUGCCCCAAAAGCACAGGCACAGAACACCGCGCCUGUGCCCACACCCCAGCCAAGAAUAGUAUUGAGUCCAGCAGCUUUGAGUAAAGAGAAACCAGCAGCGCCUGCUCAACCAACAAGCAGUACAGUACAACCAGAAAACACAGACUCAACCAGCAUCAUCAACAGUCUCCAGCAGAAGAACAAAGAGCUGAGUGCUACAGUGGCAGAGUUGCAGGCAGCACUAGAGGCUGAGCGGCGCUCUAAAUCUGCAUUAGAAAUCUUACUGCGCAAUGCAGAGCACAGCAGGGAUGAAGCUCUUACACGCAACCAGCAGCUGAACAGAGAGAUCCAGGAGUUCCUCAACAGACCGACUGCUGGACCCUCAUAGUGAGACUGUUUAAUGAACAAAGUACCAGCUCAGUCCUGUGUGACAUUUCUGUGCAGAACAAGAUCAGCAAUCUGGAUAUCUCCAGCAAUUUCCACACAGAACAUUCAAAAUAAAAGGUCAAAGACAGAUGGUAAUGUCCAUAUCCAGUAAAGACGCUACAGUAAAUGACACCUUAUGAACAGAAAUGACAGAUUUGAUCGUUAUUCUAUUCACAAUGGGAUUGUGCUCUGUAAGAAGGCAAGAUGUGAACUCUGAAGUGAUGCAGUAUUGGACUGAACAGUAGAGAUUUUAUAAAGAAUAUUUAAUGGGUUUAUAAAUAUUUAAUUCCAAAGGGUAUCUUUUACACAUUAACUUGUUAAUAGAAAUUUUGAAGUAAAUAAGUGAUAUGUAUAUAUAUAAUACAUAUAAUAUACACAAUCAAGCAUACGGUUGAAACCAGAAGUUUACAUACACUCUUAAAAUAGACACAUAACCAUUAAAAAAAUGUCUGAUGUUAAAUCAUACUAAACCUAUACUAUUUUAGGACCGUUAGGAUUAACAAAAUGAUUUACAUUUGCUGAAUGCCAGAAUAACAAGAGAAUUUUUUAUUUGGGAUUUUUUUUUUUUAUUAAUUUCUCAACAGUCAAAAGUUUACAUACAUUUUUUUUUGUAUUUUUUAGCUUUAAAUUGUAUAACUUGGGUCAAACAUUUUGGGUAUCCUUCCACAAGCUUCUCACAGUAAUUUGCUGGAAUUUUGGCCCAUUCGUCCUGACAGAACUGGUGUAACGGAGUCAGAUUUGUAGGCUGUCUUGCUUGCACACGCUUUUUCAACACACAAAUUUUCUAUAGGAUUGAGAUCAGGGCUUUGUGAUGGCCACUCUAAAACAUUCACUUUGUCAUCCUUAAAGCACAUUUUAACUAAUUUGGCAGUAUGCUUAGGGGCAUGGUCUAUUUGGAAGACCCAUUUGUGGCCAAGCUUUCCUGGCUGAUGUCUCUAGAUGUUGCUAUUCUAUUCUGUAUCUAUUCUGUGACGUGCACCAGUUCCUCCUGCAGCAAAACACCCCCACACUAUGAUGCUGCCACCCCCAUACUUCACAGUUGGGAUGGUGUUCCUAGGCUUGUAAGCUUCCCCCUUUGUCCUCCAAAUGUAAAGCUGGUCUUUAUUGCCAAACAGUUCAAAUUUAGUUCCAUCAGACCACAGAACAUGUCUCAAAAAUUAAAGUCUUUUUCCCAGUGUGAUUUUUACAAAUUGUAAUAUGGCUUUUUUAUGAUGCUUUUGGAGUAACGGCUUCUUUCUUGCUGAGUGGCCUUUCAGUACUGUCAGUACAGGACUCGUUUCAAUGUGGAUAAUGAAACUCUCUUACCAGCUUCAGCCAGCAUCAUUUUGAUUUGUUCUGGAGUUGAUACACACAGUUCGCACCAUAGCAUGUUCAUAUCUGUGAAACCAAAGUCCCUUUAAGGCAAGUCAUUUCACUCGGCGGCCAUCUUUGAAACACCUCUCGGGCAGUAUGCUCAGGCAUUCUAUUUGAAUAGGGAAACAUCAAAUUCUCCAAAACUAUUUGUCAAGUUUACAAUUACAUUUCAUAUUACGAAUAACCAAUUAACUUAAACAACAACUGUCUAUUUGGUUUUGUUUCUAAACAUUUGUAUUACACAAAAUCUAGUCCGAGCCCCUCCCCCGGAGAAUUGUCAUUCUAAAGUGAUCACUGAUUGGCUCCUGCACUGGCUUCAGUCGGCAAAUUGACAGUUACACUUUUCCCCAUUCAAAUAUAUACAAGUGACACAUCUUGUGUAUUCUAUAGCUGUGUCUCAUUUUAGAGACUGCAUCCUCUGAUUGAGGCAUUCGAAGUGCGCUGUGUCAUCGCGGCGCGACGAAGGCUGUCUCAUUUUAAAAAAAAUUAAAGGCUCCUUCAAACGCAGCUUCAAAAUGCGUCCUUCAUUUCCCAGAUAAUGAAGGACACAACCGGUGGAUCCUUUGCGGCCUCGAAUGUCCUAAGAUUCAUUGCAUGCUGUUAACGGCAGCACAUUUUUAAAAGAAAACUCUGGUUUAAAUGUAGGAAUUAGUUUAUUUUACUUGGAUAUCUCAAGACGUUAAAAAACAAAAAGAGUAUGACAUGUCUUACUAAAGAGUGAUUUAAUAGACAGUUUAUAUUUUUAUGUGUACAUGUAUGGAUUAAAGGAAAUAUAUUUCCAGCUUCUGUAUGCCUUCAGAUCGCUUAAAAUAAGUUUUAAAAUCACUUUAAAAAAAUCUUUUUAAAUUUUAGCAGUGCUUAUUAACGGCAGCUGUUAUGGUUACCUGGUGACGAGAGCUGUCCUCUGUAGGCUAGAUCAUCUCAUUUCAAAACGCUCAGUUCAGCCUGUGUGGUCAUCCACUCACCUUUGAAGUCUGCAUACUUUGGAGGAUACAGCCUCUGAAAUGAGACAGCUUAUAGCAAAGUCAUUUCACUCGGUGACCAUCUUUGAAAGAGCUCUCGGGCAGUAUGCUAGGGCAUUCUGUUUGAAUGGGAAAACAUCAAAUUUUCCAAAACUACUUGCCAAGCUUAAGAUUACAUUUCAUAUUACGAAUAACCAAUAAAAUUUAACAACAACUGUCUAUUUAGUUUCAUUUCUAAAUGUUCGUAUCACACAAAAUCUGCAGAAACUCACGUCUGGUCUGAGCCACUGCCCCGGAGAAUUCUCAUUCUAUAGCGAUUGCUGAUUGGCUCCUGCACUAGAAUGUGGGCUUUAUUCGUCAUACAGCAAUCGCUGAUUGGCUCAUGUACUAGAAGGUGGUGCUUCAUUCGCCAUAUUAACAGUUACACAUUUCCCCAUUCAAAAGUAUACGAGUGACAUUUCUUGUGUAUUCUACAGUCUUUGUCUAUAGUCUUUGGCGAAACAGAAUCCUUCUCCUUCGUCAGCGAUAUGAUGGCUGGUCAUUACCAUGCUGUUUACACUUGUGUAUAAUUGUUUGAACCAAUGAACGUGGCAACUUCAGGUAUCUAGAAAUUUUUCCCAAAGAAGAACCAGACUUGUGGAGGGCCACAAUUCAAUUCCUGAUGUCUUGGCUGAUUUCUUUUGAUUUCCCCAUGUGGUCACACAUGGAAGUAGUGUGAUUUAGGUUUUCAUUAACUACUAAUCUACAGUUGUGUCUCCAAUUAACUUGAAUGUUGCCUAUUAGCCAAUCAGAAACUUCCAAAACAUUGACGGCAUCAUCUGGGCUUUUUCAGAGGCAUAGUAAUCUUAUUCUAUGUAAACUUUUGACUUUCAAGAAAAGGUAUUAAAAAAUUCUCAAAAAAUCUCUCUCUCAUUAUUCUGCUAUUAAGCAAAUAAUUUUUUUGGUAAUCCAAACUUACUAAAAGAGAAAAAGUUUAGUCAAAUUUAACAUCUGACAUUAAAAAAAAAUGGUUAUGUGCCUUCUAUACGGUGUAUGUAAACUUCUGGUUUCAACUGUAAAUGUGCGCAGAAGUAUAUAAGUUGUAAUAUUUAUGUGAUCACUGGAGUGUAAUACACUGUGAACAAUUUGGCAAAAAGGACAAAAUGCUCUGAAUGCGGAAUACUGUCAGUAAAUAAACAGCUUUUAUCUGGC
Molecule: messenger RNA, 5834 nt
Organism: Danio aesculapii
Lineage: Eukaryota; Metazoa; Chordata; Actinopteri; Cypriniformes; Danionidae
Gene: arhgap25
Product: Rho GTPase activating protein 25
Exons: 11
Coding region: 341-2290 (649 amino acids)
Biological process (GO): activation of GTPase activity; negative regulation of small GTPase mediated signal transduction; actin filament organization
Cellular component (GO): phagocytic cup
Molecular function (GO): GTPase activator activity
Source: RefSeq, a predicted model, not a curated record